CUUGAUAAUUUGUUGUUUUUUUAGCAACUAAAUAGCCGAUAAACAACUCACCUUUACAAGUUUCAAGCACACCAUGAAUUGACAGAUUUCCAGGGGUGCAAGUUGUUGCGCUUGGCCCAAAAAUACGGUUUCAAAGGUUGUUAUGUGCUGUCGUAGAAGGUACAUUCUACCUGCAGCUUCGUCGUGCCCUCAGAGAUGGGCAAUCAGCUCUCCGGAAUUGCGCCUUCGCAGAUCCUUAGUGUUGAACAUUAUUUCAGUGAUCUACCCGACUUUGAAUUUGACGGAAGGUACUGCAAGAUUUUUUUUUUGAUAAUCCGUUUUGAAUAAGAUCUCAAACCUUAACGCCAGUCACUGGCGAUGUACCUUUACGUAAGCUUAAGAUCAAGGCUGUGAUUGCCUCUCGGACUUUCUCUUUGAUUUGAAAAGUUCCCAAUGGUGAUUGAUUAAUUCAAAUAGGGCUAUUUUUUUGCAAAGUAAUUGAUUUUAUUCACCCUAUUUUAGCAUAAAUUUUUCAAAAUGCUGCGUGCGUGCAAAGGCUAGAUUCAAAAAUAUUCCCUCCCGAGGAUCUUGGCCUAAGUUGUCGGUCAGGAAGCCAUGGAUAGAAUGAAAACAACUUCUCGUUGAGCAGGUCCUUUUAAUUUUUUUAAUUCAGUGUCAUGAUGUGAGAAGAUCAUUUAAUUCUUAUUUUAUUUGCUCGCUCAUUUUCUGUUACAGUUUGGGAAGCACAAGGUUUUUCAAGGUUGCUCGAGCGAAGCACCGGUGAGUUACAGUACAUUGUACUCUUUUAAUGUGCAGUCAUGUACAGUGGAGCUCAUAACCUAAUCACAAACUACGGUAAAUAAUAUAUGCGGCUUCACAUGUGCCUAUAACAUGAAAUUCAUCUAGGUUUAUUGCUUUCCAAUGUAAAUAAUAAUUUUCUUUGUAAAUUAAGUUGUACUCUUCUUGUUUAUCGAAAGGUUGCGGUGGGUGUCAUUUGUUUCAUUCCUAUUAAUAAUGUUUCUUUUCGUAUACAUAAGAUUUUCGGGGUCUGAAAAUCUUGAAAGAUGUAUUCAAAUGCACUUUAGAUGAUACUCUUCAUCCUGUUUAUUAAUAAUCAUGCUUGCAGUUCUCUUUAGGUAGAAAAACAGACAUUACAAGAGAACUUGACACUUGUUUGUUUACAUUAGCAAAAUAAUUGGAAUUCAAAUGAUUUUUGACAUAUUUGAAUCUUCACAGACAAUCUGGUUUGUGAGUUAGUGUUGAUGGUUUUAUUGUAUUUCAGAAAAAUUGCAUGAUUUUACAUCUUUUUCAAACUAUUUUCUUUGACAGUUUCAGAUCUUUUCUUCUUUUUAACUUCACUUUUUCUUCUCUUAUAAAGCAGAAGCAUUAAUACAGGUCUAGUAAUUAUCCAUAUAUUAUUCAACAAGCUACUUGUGCAUAAUUCUUGUUCAAAUUAUGCAGUUAUUAGCUGUUAAAUUAUGUAUCAAGCAAAUGGUAUUUCUUUGCAGUGUAACAGUCCUAUUUUUCUGUUUUGUAAUUGCUAAAUUGUGUAAAGAAAAGAAGGGUUUCUUUAAGUUGAUUUGUGAUAGUUCAAGGUGCAUGUUUUAUAACAAAAUGUGAAAAGGUGCACCACCAAAGGAAAGAAAUGCUCUUCUUUUCAGAUUUCCCAAAUUUGUCAUUUUAUCAAGGUCAAGCUUUUUAUUAAGUGGUUUUAAGUGUUGAUUCCAAUCAUAUUGAAAUAGCACAAGUUGAUUAUGAUAUAGGUGAUUUCCCAGGAAAUAUUAUUUUUUUUCUUUGUUGCAUUGAUGGGCUAUUAUUUCAUUGUUAAGUAUUGUUUGAGAUAGACAUUAAUUAUGAAAAAGGUGGUGUUAGAGAGUACUUCAAAUGUCAAAGUGAAUUCUAGGCUAAUGAUUUACAUUUUUGUUUCUAAAUCUGGUCUGUGAAUUAUUAAAUCUUUUUUCAGUGUUUCUCUGUAGCUCUAAUGUGUAACUUUAACAUCACUUAAUGAUAUUUCUGUGAAUGUUUAGUCCUUGAAUUUUGGAUGAAGAAAGCUGACAUCAUUCAGUGUUAUUGGACUUUCAGGGCUCUAAGCUAAACUUGUUUCAAAUUUGGCAACCUAAAAUCUCAAUGAAAAGUUAGUCACCAGAAAUUGAAAGGCUGGCUGGCAAUCCCUUAUGGAGGUUAAGGUAGCACCUCCAUGCUUAAUGCUUGAAAAACUCAAGGGGAUAGUGGCAAAUGUUUUUCAAUAAGAAAUCAAAGGAGCCUUGAUAUUUUAUGGAAGUAGUUAUCUCAGUUUAACUCAAGACUAGUAAUAAGUAUUGAUAAAAACAAAUGUACAUUUUAGUAAGGUAUAAUAACAGCUGCCAAAACAAGGUCACUUACAUGUAAUUUGCAACAUGUCUCAAAUUCAGUUGCCUUAACCUCUUACACCCUAAUAUCAGUAUACAUUUCUCCUUAAUGUUCUCUAUACAUUUCCUGUGGUAAUGACAAAGAGAAUUUGUUUAACAAUCAAAAGCUUCUUUAGUUGGUGAUCAUUUCCUUUAAUCUCAUAAGCUCAAUGUUUGUUUUAGGGGGGAUACUGAUAGGAGAAAAUGGUUUCUAAUCACCCCUAGGGGUUGAAGGGUUAAUAUUUUGUCCUCUCCUUUGUGAUUAACUGUUGUGGCUUGGAGCACUGGAAGUUUUUAAAUACUUUCAGGGUAUUUUCUGCCUUUUUAUUUCUCAUGAUCUGUUCUCAAUGUCCCUUUUGUUCAAUCAAAUUUUUGUUUUCUUUGGAGGCUUAACUGUGCAGAGUCAAUUUCUCUUCCAAUGAAUAUGAAAAACUCUCUCUUUGAAUAAGAGGCAAAGGUGAAGAGUUAUUUGUAGCUUAGUACAUUUGUGUAUUCAUUCAAACCUUCCUCAACUCUUCUGCUCUCAGAUGGGAUUAUAAUGCAACUUCUUGUGAUUCCUUGUAGAGAACAGAGAGGUGUAUCAGCCAAUGAGUGUUAUUUUUUAUAAAACACCAAAUUCUCCUGUCUACUUUACAAGGAAAUACAUGUAUAUGCCAGCCAGGAAGGAGAAUUAUUAAUUUGAUCUUGGGAGUUAGUGGGUUUGAAGCAGUCACCCUCAGAAAGUGACUGAAGAGCUGCCUACAAGAGCUUGAUUGUUCACUUGUGGUUGAAGAAAUGGAGUGUGUAAUUUAGCAAACAUUAACUAGAGGGCAAAAUGUAUCCCACAAUUUAUAUCUUAGUGUGAACAAAAUUAUAUUUAUAGUUAAAAUUUACCAUUAGCAAGCAGAUGCCUUAAAGGCAACCAUGUUUCCCAUCACUAAUAAUCAUUUUAUCAGUUAUUUAUAAUAACUUUUAUUAGUUCAAUAAGGGAACUCUUUGGUAGAAACAGCAAUUGCUAGAAAUUUAUAGGGGACAAUGUGUCCCCUAAGUGGAGCUAACCAUUUAAUAGAGGUCAAAUAUGGCAUCUGGACGUAACUCAAGGUCAUUUGAAAAAGUGACUGUAUAAGAAUGGGUGAUCACCUAAUGACAGCCAGUUUGGUAUAGGUUUGACUGCAUUGUAUCUUUAAUUUUUGUUUUGUUAACUAAGAGUUUUAUGUACUUCACUUCUUUUAGGGAAGGACUAUGUGUUGUGAAGGUAUUUGCAAUCCAAGAUCCCUCUCUUCCUUUGAAGACAUACCAAGAUCAGCUGACAGAUAUCAAGAACAGACUGGCUACAGCACCAAAUGUUCUGCCAUUUCACCAUUCCAUUCUAACAGACAAAGCUAGUUUGCUUAUGAGGCAGUUUAUCAAGGACAACUUGUAUGAUAGAAUAAGGCAAGUGUUUCUCAAUGUUUGAUUGUGAGAUCCUGGAUGAGCAUUAACUUUGUGCAUCUUUAUUGUAUCAAUAUUAUGAAAGUAUUACAGUGUGGUAGCAAAGGAAAAAGUCUCAAUCACUCCUUAUCACUUCAUGGUAAUGAAACUUGGACAAGCUCUAACUGGAUGGGGCUUUUUGUUUUAACUAAAAGACGACAUUACUCCUCUAUAAUUACGUGAAUAUGAAAGAAAAGCUACCACUUUUUGCAUAUUGUGCUUUAUUUAUAAUAAAAAUGUUAGACAUUUGACAUUUGACAUGGUCAGGUGUUUUGGUUGGGUACAAGAUUGUAGUAACCUUGUUGUAUGAAGUACAGAAGAUGUAGAACACACUUGCUUUGUGUGUUUAGUUAAUACAUCUUUACAGUGUAAUUAUGGACACUGAAAAGAAACUAAUCAUGAUCAACCCAAGUACAGUAUAAUUAUGUAUUUGAUAUUUGGAAUUAUUACAUUUCAACUCUUAAGUUCCCACUUGGACUUCAGAACCUCCAUCUUGUCAUCAGUGCUGGAAAUGCUGAUUAACAUCAGACCUUACACUGUUCAAAGUAAUAAAAGAUGAUUAUUGAAAAUUGUGAAAAUUAUUCAUUCGUAGCACUCGACCUUUCCUUGAUGUUAUUGAGAAGAAAUGGAUUGUGUUCCAGUUGUUAUGUGCUCUGGAUCAGUGUCACUCUGUGAAGGUUUGUUGCCCAUUAGUCCUUACUAACUUGAUUCUUACAUGUACACUCAAAACUAUAGUCACAGCUAUGCAAUCCAUGAUUUUUUUGUGGUUAAAAAUUGAUCAUGGUGCUUGGUCAGUUAUAGUGUUUAGCCUAUACUAGGCAACAAUUUUCUAUAAUGUCCUAAACUAUAUGGGUUCCAAAACAAGGGAAGGCAACUCAUAUUCUCUCUACUCCCUUGUAACUGAGUUCAAAACAGUUUGGAUUUUGAAGACUUAUUUUGGGAGCAAUUGUCUCUUUUAGGACUAGGACUUUCCAAAAUUUUUUUUGCAUCUCUCAAGCAAAUUUUUCAGUGACUUCUCUCAAGUUGCUUUUCCCUUGGUUGUGGCCUAGGUUGUUUUAACCUUAAUUUUGAAAAUUACUGAUUAAAAUUAAUGUCCAUUUCUUGUCUCUGACAGCAGUACUUAUAACAAAACAUCAACUUUGUGUUUCAGGUCUGCCAUGGUGACAUCAAAACUGAGAAUGUAAUGGUGACUGGAUGGAACUGGGUCCUGUUAACUGACAUUGCAAGUUUUAAGCCUGCAUUUCUCCCUGAAGAUAAUCCAGCAGAUUUCAACUUUUUCUUUGACACGUCUCGUCGCCGCAGUUGCUACAUUGCACCUGAGAGAUUUCUGGAUUCAAGGCAAGCAGAUCAGUUAUUGACCAGAGGCUCUGUGACAGCAGGAAAUGGUGAUAUUCAAUCCAAUAAUGGUCCCAGUCUGCCAGACAUGGAUUUUGUUCGACAUCAGCAAGGAACUCUGACACCUCAGAUGGACAUAUUUUCUGCUGGGUAAGGAAAGAAUACAAGACCCAAUUUUUAUAUCAAUAGAGUGAAAAUAUACUGGUCAACCCAUGCAUUUAAUUCCUCCAAAUUGAUCACCCCUGUAUCAAAAUUAAGGUCAUUAGGAUAAAGGCAAUGAUUCCUCAACCAAGGAAGCUCUUAACUGGGAAUAUAGCUAGGGAACAGUAUGAAAGACAUGCUUACUGAUAUUGGGGUAUAAAGAGAUUGGGAAGGAAUAUGAUGUGGCUUAAACAUUAAGACACUGUUAGAAAUUCCUUAUAUCUUUCAAAAGGAAUUAAUUCCCCACAGGCUCAUGCAAAGCAGAGGGAGGGACGGGACUCUACUCUAAAAUCAAGCAUUAUGGGUAGUUUUCAGCAAAUUGUAUACUAAAAACAUGGGAGUUGUUGUUUUGCUAUGAGAGUAGAUUUGAAAUAAGUCCAUUUUUGUCCAAAUGGUGAGAUAUACUAGAAAAAGUGAUCUUCAAGGUACUGAACUAUUAAAUGCAUAAUAGAUUCAAAAUGAGGUGGCAGAGGAUUCAGAACAGGAAAUUAUUUAAAAAAUUAGUGAUGAUUCACCAAAGGAAAUUAAAAAACAAUAUAAUGCAAGCAGGGUACUUACAAUUUCUAUAUCAUGAUAUGAUUGGGAAGAUCACACUUCAAAUGCAGUUCUUGCAAUAAAACUUCAAGUUAGUCACUUGGUUUAUUUGGUGGUAAGACUCACAAUCUCUCUUUCUCUCUGUUUCACAGGUGUGUGAUAGCUGAACUUUUCAAUGAGGGUAACAGGUUAUUUGACCUGUCAGAACUUCUCUCCUAUCGUAAUGGAGUCUAUGAUCCUACAGCAACAUUAUCACUCAUAGAAGAUGCUAAUAUCAGGGUAGGUGAUGUUCCAUAUAAUUAUCUUUUGAAUUUUCUAUCUCAGCAUAUUUUGAAAGAUGUUUUAUUUCCCCUGCAGCAUCCUGUGUGGAACUAGGUCAAGUAGAACAUGUUAAACUAUCACUAAAUUUUUAUGUAAUAGUUAGCCAUUUAAAUGCAAGAUUGGCUAUUUUGUUGUGUCAUUUCCUUUGGCAUAGACACUUGACUCUCAGGUGCCCAGCUCCACCAGAGGUGUAACAAAAUGUUGGGGGUAAUUUUUUCAGGAGACCAGCAUUCAGGGGUGACACAGAUACCUACAUGAGCAUUUAUCAAAUACCAUCCUGGAUUGAAGGUUUAGAGGUCUAAAUUUGUGACCUGGCCAAUUUUUUGUGUUGUGUUCUUAGGAAAGACAUGGUACUCUCACAAUGGGUGUUUCUCUUCCCUCUCAGAGUAUAAAUGGAUAUCAGCUAAUUAUCAGGAAAACCUGACAAAAUGUUUUGGGGGGGGGGGGGGGGGGCACUGUUAAUGUGCAAUGGACCAUGGUAGCUUCAUGCUAAGGAAACCAAAGUAACCUGGGGAUACACAGGCCUGUUUGUUAGAUUAUACAUGGACGUCUUAGGAAGAACUUACAUGUUAAUCACCUCUGGGAGUUGGAGCAUACCAAUCUUGUUGGAUAUCAGUAUAUAACUCCUAGUUGCUUCACACUACAGAAACAGGGAUCAGUUCUGGGGCUUCUACAUGUACAUAUUUGUGAGUCACUCAUAAUGAACUCCUGCUGAUAAAAACUGUAGAGAGUAAGUAUAUAAUUUUCCACCUGAACAUUUCCUUCAUAUACGGUCUGUUACAGGAAUUAGUGGAACAAAUGAUCAGUAAGGAUGAAAAGAGUAGAUUGUCUGCUGCUGAGUUCAUGACAAAAUACAGAGGUAAGUAAAACACAAAAUUUGGGAGGUUAAAAAAGAUGUCUAGCUCUUAGAUCAUUUCUUAACCUCUGAUGACAUUCACUUUCAAGCAAUCAAAAAAUAAAACAAAUCUCAUUUAUAUACUGACUAAUCAUGAAAGUGCACAGUUAUGGAACAAGAGAUGAAAAAAGGAGUCUAGUUCUGAGUAUAAUUCUGAACUUGACAAAUAUAAUGAUGUUCCCUCAACUUUAUGGAGCUCAGUAUGUUCAUGGUGUAUCAUCUUCUGUGGCCAACAUUAGUUUCAUGACAUCUGAUACGUACAUUACACUGUAUCUGAAAUUAAAAAUGUGUUGGUUUUUAAAUGAAGGAUGUGAUUUAGUUGGAAAGUUAUUACACUGUAUACGAUAGCUAUUAUCAAUUUUGCACCACUCCACUUGGUGCAACUUAGAUUUUAGGUUCAAAGGAUUUACUCUUUUAGAGAUUCACAUAAGCCGUACGUAAAUUAACAGAACAUAUAAGCACCAAAAAUCUUUCUUAACCAAGACAACCUUCCUUUUGUUCAUUUUCUUCACAACUUUCAGCUGGUUUUUGUGAUUCAAAAUUGUGUCUUCUUUCAUGGACCUUUUAUCUCUCAUCAGGGGUAAUAUUUCCUGAGCAGUUUUACACAUUUCUCAAAAACUACAUGAGCAAAUUUUCCAUGUUGCCAGUACUUACAGCGGAUGAGAAGAUUGGCAGGUACGAGUAUUUUUGUUUUGCUUUAAGUCUGCCUGUAGCUCUUGCCUCAGUUAUACACACCCUUGUCCAUAUUUUCUUGAGGCAAAUAGACCUUUGUUAUCUGUCUUUUUUUUUUAGAAAUUCCUAUAAGUGACCCUUAAGUUUUGUUUUGUAGAAUAAAACGUGAUAUUGGGCAGAUCCUUCAAGAACUGCUGGUAAAGUCUGGUGGAGGUGAAGAAGAUGUGUCGGUUAAAGAAGGUACAAGUGUAUGUUUGUCUUUGGAUUUGUUUUGUUUUAAUUUGUCCACCUUCCUUCUUUGACUUGAAUUUCCCUAAAUCCCCAUUGUAAGUUGUAACUUUUACCUUGAGAAUAAUAUCUUAACAGUGUUUUUUCUGUUUUUAGGCUGUCUUGUUAUUAUUGUCUCUCUCCUAACUUCUUGCAUCAGAAGCUGUAAGGUAAAGGAUGCAAAAUUUUAUAGUUACACUGUAAUCUUCGGGUAAGCUCCCUUUAGUGUUUGCCAAUAGCGAGACAAUAAGUAACCUGCCUAAAGGUCUUUCAGUGAACGGAAAAUUACCCCGUGAGCUAUGUGAUUACUUUCGGUAUUCAAAUGAAAACUGCUCAAAGCCAAAGAUUAACAACGUGUAAUUUUAAUCGUUGCUCUGUGUAAGCUGUAAGUAUGUUAAAUUCGCAUGUACAUGAUGUAUGUAAACAAAACUUGUACAUAUUGAAUGGCUUUCCCCACAGUAUUGUGUGUCCAAGCUGACAGUUCUGGAGCUUCUCCUGAAAAUUGCCCAUCAUGUCAGCGACGAUAUAAUUCUUGAGCGACUUCUUCCUUACAUUCUGUUCCUUGUCAACGACCCUCUACCACAAGUCAGGGCCCAAGCCCUGAAGAUCUUAACCCAGUGUCUACAACUUGUUCGCAGUAUGCCUCGCAGCGACGCAAAUAUUUUCCCAGAGUACAUCCUGCCAAGCUUGUCUUGGCUGACUCAAGACCAAGAAGUCAUAGUAAGAAUAGCCUAUGCUGAGAAUAUUGCCUCCCUGGCCGAGACGGCUUUGAAGUUUUUGGAAAUGGCCCAGUUAGAUUUUGCCAAUCAGGAAAAUAAUGAAGAUAGUGACGCUCCCAUACAGUAUCAGGUGAAUUAUCAUGAGUCACUUCUUUUUUUAGUGCCCAGACUUGAUGUUAUACAAUGUAGUUUGGCGGAAAAGUAAUGAAAACGAAUUUCUAGAAAUUUAGAGCGCUUUUAGUUAUUUUUAUCGUAGUUUCAUUGAAAUUUCGCCGGGAAUCCAGAAGGGAGGGUAAUUUGUAGCUGAGAUGGAGCGGAAAUUCCAGGUAUUGAAAUUCACAAGCAACGCAAUUAAACGCCGUGGUAUAGGAAAAAAUAUCAAUGAGGUGAAGUCUUCUGAAAUUUUGGAGUGAAAAUUGAGGAACAAAAUUUCGCUUCUCUUCGCAGUAGUGGAAAAAAAUGUUUACUUAUGAAGUAAAUGACCUCACACAAAUCAAACAUCUCCCCCAGUAAGCGGGAGGUGUUAUGUUAAUAUGUACAGUGUAUGUUCGGUUAGUUGUAAUUUUUGUCAAUUAGUUUAAUAUAGUGUUAAUCCGUUUCUUCUUUUUUUUUCUUCAGGGUAGCUACGACACUGAACUGCAAGCACUGCACGAGCUCAUCCAAAGAAAAGUUGUUACUCUGCUGAGUGAUCCUGAAAACAUUGUUAAACAAACGUUGUUGGAAAAUGGCAUCACACAACUGUGUGUUUUCUUUGGUCGACAGAAGGCAAAUGAUGUUCUGUUGUCGCACAUGAUCACUUUCCUUAAUGACAAGCAGGAUUGGCAGUUGAGAGGAGCUUUCUUUGAUAGUAUUGUUGGUGUUGCUGCCUAUGUUGGAUGGCAGAGUCUUGUGAUGCUCAGACCAUUGCUAGAGCAGGUUCGCAAUUGAUGUCUUUGUAAGUUUAUUUUUGGUUAAAUGAAAACAAACAACUGGGGCUAUGAAUAAGGGCUGUUACCUGUAACAGCUGUUACGGCUGAGUCACGCGAUGUACCGGGCGAAGAUGUCGAUUGCUGAUACGUUACACUUGGCCACGUUUUGCUCAGCUAUGGGUGAUAUCUCCAAUGUAGUGAUUGCUUCAAAACUUAUCGCCAGUCCUGACAACCCAUUCUAUUUAUUUAUUUAUUUGUUUAUGUUCCGCUUACCAUUUAGAAUAAUGCUAUUACUUAAUACGUAAUUUCUCUAUUUUAGUUGGUUUUGUCCUGUUUUUUUUUUCUGCAGGGCUUGAGUGAUACUGAAGAAUUUGUGGUGUGUAAAGCUUUGAAUGCGCUGACUUGUCUGGCCGAACUAGGAUUGCUUCAAAAACCGACGUUGCAAGAACUUGUAUUAGAGAUUGUUCCCUUUCUUUGCCAUCCCGUGAGUGCAAAUAACAAUGUUGCUUAAUAUACUCAGGCAAUUUUCAAAUUAGUGUCGAAAGUCAUUCGGGACCACAUGAGUUUAAGUUUGCAUGGACUUCCCUCUGUAAUUGGUCCAGAAAUCUCGCGCCACCCUCUCUUUGCAUUCAAUCAGAUGCGUUGAAAUUAAAACCAACUGCGAUUUGGUCUCUCGCGCUUUUUCGCGCUUGACUGAGAUCGGUCACGUGUUUUUUCUCCUGGUUCUCAUUCUCUGCAUGUGAUAUUUUGUUAUGAUUUGAUUGGCCGUCACGAUUACUUUCGUUUUGGAUUCACAACACUCAUUCGAAAUGUGCUCUUUCCAGAAUUAGAGAUAAAAGACAUUGAGGUGAUGUUCUCGUUUUCCUCAACAGAACAUGUGGGUUCGUUACGGGGCAGUCGGAUUUGUGGCUGCAGUGGCUCGUACUCUCAACAUAGCUGAUGUUCACUGCAAUCUGUUGCCUCUCCUUCAGCCAUUUCUCAAACAACCUGUUGUCCAAGUCGAUCAAGAGGUGCAGUAAUUUUGAAAUUGUUAGUUUACUGAUUUUCGCGCCAUCACGUCUUAGUACGUCAUUUGUACUUGUUCUGACGGAUUUGGGAAGGCUUUCACUUUUUCAAUCACCCCUUCAUCACGCAUUAAGGUCAUGAGAAUAAAGGAAAUGAUCACCAACUAACGAAGAUCUUGAUUGUUAAACUCCACUUGUCAACAGUUUAGGAAAUGAAUGGAAAACAGUAUGAAGAAUAUGCAUACUGUUAUUAGGUUGUAAAGGGAUGACACAAGAUCUCUGUACCAAUUUAUGUAAGUCAAACCGUAUUGACAUGAACAAUAAUACAUGCAUGACCAAUGGUAAAACGUUCUGUUGGUCUUUAGGUGAUCUUGGUGAGCUUGUUAAAGGAACCCAUAAACAGAGGUGUAUAUGAUUUUAUUAUCCGAUCACCCCACGUCGUCAGUCUCUUUGACAGGUACGGUAUGUCGUGUUUGGUGGUAUGUAUGUGACUAAUAUAGAAUUAUUCAACUUCAGUUACUUAGUAUUGUUAUGGGGGAGAAACAGUUGUUACUUUGAACAAGGGUCGUUCGCAUCACGAGAACUUGUCAAGUGACCACUUUUGAAUGCAAGUCAUGGAAGACGAACGCAUGUCAUUUCACUGUGAUAACGUUCUUGGGUAGAACCCGAUUUUGUAGGUUGUCUGUUGAUGGACUGCACUCUAUUAUAUGCCGUGCCGUGCCCUGGUUCUUAUUCAUUUUUCCCUCUCAGUUUACAGGACAGACAGUUGGUUCGUAAUCUGUGCCGUGCUGGUCAGAGACCAAAUUACCCAGAAACAGAUGAGGCUCUGGUACCCAUCUUCCGCAAACUGCACUCACAGGGAAUCACAGAGGAGGACGAAGAUAAAUUACUUUUCCUCAAGGAAGUGAUUCUCAAGCUACACAGAGCUAAAACAAGGUAAUUCCGUCCUUCACUCUUUACGGAUUCCAUGACUAGACGGUUGAUUUGUGUUCCCUAUGAGCUGGCUUUCGUCUUAAGGUCUUCGCCUGGCGGCCCCUUCUCCGGGUUCAGCCGCCUAUGUUGCCAUCAUCAGCCGCUUAUGGAAAAAGUUUUUGAAACCCUGUAACUGAACUACCAGUUUUGAUUUCCGAUAAAAGUUCAUAUUCUCGGACCGUUUCCUUUGCUCUUAACACGACUGUGUUUGAUGAUGAGUCGAUUUCUCCUAAAGAUCUGCAGGCCCAGUUGUUUAAAGCGGUUAGGGGUGAACAAAACAUACUGCGCCAUCCACCGGAUUUAUCCAGUGAGUGGCGUUAUCCAUCCUUCAAACAACUGGAGUCAGGCAUUUUGAUCAAAUAUGAACUUAGUGUAUGUCCAAGGUGACCACGAAUUCUCUGAAGCUUAGCUGUUACAGGAUCCGAAAACGGAAUUAGAAGCUCCGCGACUCUCACGGAGAAAUUAUUUCUUCCUCUGUCCUACGUGCGUGAGAAAUGUUUAUCUUUCCUCGUUUUGAUAGAGCGAUUUCUCAAUUGAGUGUCAAAACACUCUAACCAAAGUAAUCAUCAUCAUUAACCAAUGAGAACUCAAACUGCAAAACUUCUUGAAGCGCGAGUGAACUGGUCGCGAUUGGUCGUACUUUUCCAUCUGGUUGGCUGAGAGGGUGGUGAGAGUUUUCUUGACAUAUCCGAGAGCGUAGCGAAGCAAUCCUGGAUUAUUUUUUGACGUUCUAUUUAAAAUUCCAUAAACUAUUUCCUUUAGUGCCAUGGAACAGCCAGAUAGCAAUGAAGAAGUGAUGAGGGGAGACAUAAACCUCAAGACCCUUAAAGGGGGAAAGACUGUCACAAGACGGAACGCGGAACUUGUGAAAUCCACCGAGGGGAAAAACGACAUGAACUCAGCAAACAAGAAAGGAAGUGCUAAGAACAAAAGGAAUUCAAAUGCUGAACAGCCCUCGAUGGUGAGAUUGAGUUAUUUACACAUUCCUCUGUGAUUCUUGAGGGUGUUAAAUUGUGGCCAAGGCAUAAACCUACAAUGCUCUCUAGCUGGAAAGAUUUGUGGUAAAGAGCACUCGGGCAGUGGCUUGCUCGAGGUCACUUGGUACAUUACCCGUGCAUACGUACCCACUGAAGAGCGGUUGGGUUACGUGUGGUAUCCAGGGACUUCCAGUAUGUGCCGCUAGAAUACCAUCCCUAUGGAACCUGUCAACAAUGUGUGGAUCAGUAGGAGGGAAAGGAGAGUGGGUGGAGUAGGGGAGCAUUUGUAAACAGCCGCAAAGAACUAGUGACAAACAACCGCAACGAAACUUCUUGAGAACCCAAAGACCUGUUGAAAAUUAAAUUUAAUUUAUUUAAAUUCAAAUUUGAGUAUAAGGGGAGGCUUUCUUCUUUUUUUGUUUAUUCAUAAUAUUGUUAAGAGAGUUAAGCUACGUUUCUUGAUUGUUAGUUGCGUUUCUUGCUUUCAAACACAUGACAUCAACACAUAUCCCUGGCCGAUUAUCAUCGUUAAUGUCGUCAACGCCCAAGAUCUGAUUCAGUUUAUUCUCCCCUUUAGCUGUUACACAUCUUCUUGUAAAUUAGUUUCGAGAAUUUGGUAAUAGAUCAAGAUAACAACUUCUACCUGAUGAGUUUAAGUUCGAGUAUUCUCAUUUCCUGUGUGCUUGAUAAUGUAUGGAUAUUAUAGGGAGGAGUUACUUGUUGAUCACAUCUGGGAUUCAAAGAGUUUAUCCUAACUUCCUAUGGAGAAGUUACGUAUUAAUCAUUGUUGAUAGAACCCUGAAUGGCACCACAUGUUUGGAGGAGCAGAGAGCGCUGCAGUGGCGUUGGUCAUGGCAAGGAGAGAGUCCAUGCCAAUCAAUACAAAUCGACCAAAGUCUCCAUUAGGAAAAACCAUCUCCCUUCCGCCUGCUGGGGUGAGUUGGAAAGAGUUCGGAGUAAUUUGCAGUUUAUUGUCGAUAGCGAAUCGGGGUUGUAAUGGUUUUUCUUCUUCGUGAUUUGUUUAGAAAAUACCCGCCACUUUCUCAACCAGGUAGAUGGAGUACUACAACCAACCGCGACUUGGUCAUUGGCGGUUUUCCCGCGCGCCUGCUUGAUUUUAUUUUCGUGAUUAUUCACUCUUUUUAUAUUUUCCAUUACUGUAAUAGGCUAUUACUUACCUUUUUUUACGACAUUCAGUCAAAAUGCGCUCUAAUUAAUCAUAGCUAGGGCAUAUGAAGUGGCAAGUUUACGCGAGAAGCCUAUGUUGCAAAUCGCCUGUGCAGCUUGUUUCGGGGACCAAUUCUGUCGCAGCCAGAUCACGGAAGACUGCGAUCAUUGUCUACGUGACCUACUUCCCAUGCAUAGGGAACGUUUUAAGCGAACUUUUAUUAACAGAUGUCUUUUUAGUUUUAUUUAGAUUACAACUAGUUUUCUCUUUAGUGAUGAUUUUUUUUAACCUUGCACGUUUGUUUGCAUGUAUAUGUUGUUGUGUAAUUAAUAAAGACUACAUUCAUUCAUUCAUUCGUUAAAGAAAAACAAUUUCUUUGUCAUACUUGUCCCCAUCAUCUGUUGUAAGGACUUCCUUCCGACUAGUUAUUCCGUCCUUAAAGAAACGUUGAAAAUCUCUACUUCCAGAUUGACUGCGUUUAACACUGACACGUUUAAUAUUAUUUCAGGACAGUAACAAAGAUCAAGUGACUCUCAGCCCGCCUGUUAGCCGGCCCGCCACUAUACCGCGCCCGGAGUCUGGUUCCCAGUUAAAGAAACAAUCUUUGCCGGUCUCGCAAGAAUUUUUGACCCAGAAUCCAUUGCAAGCGCGGUAUGCACUGUGUAAGCUGGAUCUACGGAAACUGGUACACCACAAAAGAGAGCAAAAUGCUGCGGGUAAGUUUUAAGAAUGAUAGUUACUUCGCACAGUACUGAAAUGAGCUGCGGCUGCAUUUUCAUAAAAGAUUAGAAUGUUACUAGUCCUUUGCUCUUCAUGCCCAUAUUAGCACCGGCAAAGCGCGUGCCUUCACUUGGAUCUUGUGUUUUGGACUACUUAUGUUCAUCUUUUUCAAUGGAAUUAUAAAUGGCAACGCAAGUCUUAAAUUGACAUCACAGCCUUUGAUGAUAAUACAAAGCUGUCCUGUAGAAGAUACGCUCAAAGGUGUUCACAACUUGGUGGAGAGUGAAAAAAAUACAGGGUUGCAUUGCUUUACUUCACUAUGCUUUUGAUUGAUUCAGAGAACGCCUCUCAUCCUCUCAACCAAUCGGGUGUAAAAAUAACACCAACUGUCACUUUGUCAUUCACUUUUUCCCGCGCUUUAGGCAGUUUUACUUUGAGUUCCCAUUGGCUCCAUGAGAUACCUUCGUUUUUAUUUCUCUGCUUGGCCAUGGUGAUCACUUUCAACGUAAGUUCCAACAUUAUAUGGCAAAGCGCUCUGGUGUAUGUACUUGAGUAUUGGGAUUUUUUAUUUGAUUGCAGACAUGAAGGAGAAAGCUCUUCUUGGAAGCGUGCUAGCUGAAGGUAGUAAGCCGGUUCAGUCUCGGUAAGUUGACGUAAUACAGUCCUAUGGUAUGAGUAAGUUUUGGUAUGUAAAACAGAGGGUGUACAGGUAUUCAUGGGUCUGUGUUGUGUCAACAGAUGGGUUCCUAAAGGACUGUUAGUGGCUCAUCUACACGAGCAUAAGGCAGCCAUUAACAGGUAAAAGCCGACAUACAUAGUUGAUAGAGAUGACUAGCAAGAGAAACUUGAAUUAAUCAAUGAUAAAAAACAACCUCCGUGAUGCAAUUUAGGUUGGAUGCUUCCCUGAUCACUCACAACCUUUUUUUUUUUUUCUAUGUUCACAUGUCAUUGUGUCAGAAUAAAUUAAUGUGAAGUCCCUUUUUAGACAGUCAGUCCUGAGAAAAUAACUGGAGUGGUAUUGAACGUUGUGCGGGCUCAGUCAGGUUCAAAAAAUAGUUACAAUAACCAUAGCAAAGAAAUCUGUUGGGUUUCCCAAUCAGUCAACUUUAAAAAAAAAUUGUUCUUUUUAAUCAUCAAAAGACGUUAAUGUGGCGUUGUAAACAUGUCCUAAUCGCUUUCUAUCCCCAAUGAGAUCAGGAACGUGAUUCUCGACUAAGCGUUGUGAAACCAAAGCACAGGAGCCAAUGAGAAGUCAAAUCUAUGAAGGCUUAGUCAUGCGUAGGAAAACUCACCAUUUGGGUCAGUCUGUUAAUCUGAUUGGCUGGAAUAGUGGCGCGAGUUUUGUCGACCAAUCGUGGUGUAGUAAGGUAAAUUAAUCCCGCAGUACACUCAAUUGUUUUAAAAAGUAUUUAAAUGGACAUGUUGUUAUACUUUGCGCUUAGACUUCAGGUGAGUUCAGACUUCACGCACUUUGCCACUUCAUCUGAUGAUGGAUCUGUCAAACUGUGGGAUCUACAAAAACUUGAUGGCAGGAGUCUGAUUAACAAGUCCAGGCAGACGUACACCAGACAAGGUAACAUCUCUCACCGUACCACGCUUCAUUUAAAGGUUUCGCUGCGCCUUAAUGACCUGUCUGAGAGAUCUAAUGGCCUGAACUUGAGUAUCGAUCUAGGUCAUUUUUGUGGGCUUUCAAGCACGAUACCUCAAGUUAGACUCACAGAACGUCUCUACGAUCAGAAAUACAACAGUGUAUUUCGUCUGUCAAAAAUUGUUGGAGGAGAGAGAGACGAAGUAGCGAAAAUUCCGUUUAUUUACGAAACGAGUGAAAUCACUCUUCUCUAUGUCCUGCCUGAGGACUUAAACUAUAACCUUGUUAAUAGUUUUAGAGGUCUUGGGGAAAAUUGCCGGAACAUUUAGGGUAUGGAACCACCAGUCUAAAUCGACUGUGCGUGAAAGUUUGCUACCAGGCGAAUAAUUGAUUUGUGCCCGUUGUUUGUGCUCUAGGUUGGAAAAUGAAGGCGUUGACUUUCUGUCAAGGAUCCAUUUCCAUAGCUUGCGCUUCUGAUGAAGGAACCAUUGAUGUCUUUAGGUAGGAUUAAAAAAAAAGCAUUACCAAGCGGUUUGAAACGCUCUGCAAUGGAACAAAACAAAUCAACAUAUGACCCGUACGGCUCCGUGCGUACUUUUAGAUUAAAAAAAUAUAGUAAGAGGGUAGUACUAAUCGAAUUUUUGAAAUUGAAGGUUCAAGGUGUAUCUGUUCACUCUCGUGUUUACAUCGUUGGUGCGCUGUGCGUAAAGUGUUGUUGAUAUUUUAUGCUCUAAAAACAGAAUCGAGCAGGGCAGUCAGCAAACCAAUUCCAGGCUUGAAAAAAGAGUGGACCCCAAAGAAGAAGGGACAGUGGUAGAAUUGACUCAAUUUGAAACAGGUAACGCAGACACACAGUGUAUCAUCCACUUAGAGUAGGUUUUCGUUACUCUAUGCUUUGGUCUUAAUCAGUAAGAGACUGUUUCAUGCAUGGAAGACUUUCCGUGCUGCUCAUCCUAGCAGUAUGAAGUAUGAAUCCAGUAUGAACCCUGUUUAUCCGACUGCAAAUUCAAACCUGGGCCUCGAAUCCUUACGGGAAGUUGUAUUUGUCUUCGUCAUCCGCUUGUGAAGAAUUUUUAAAUUCUUCAUUUUCGUAUCUUUUUUUUUUGUAUGUAUUUCCUACCCUUGUUCGAAACCUUUCUUUUAGGUUCCCAGUCAGUGUUAACGUAUGCUACAUCUCAUGGUCUUAUCUGUGGUUGGGAUCUUCGAUCAUCUAAGCUGGCCUGGAAACUAGAAAACGAUCCAUCUCAUGGUAAUGUCAAUGGUAGAAUAUAAAUUUUUUUUUUUCAACGCACACGUCGUAAACACUGUCGUCUUGGUUGUUACAAAUGUUGCCUUUACUAGAAUACCAGCAACUUUAUUAGCUACACCCUUAACCCUUCGUCAUAUCAUCAGGCGAGCUAGCCCGCGAGCAUCUCUGUAAUCUCCUGGGUGGAGAAUAAGAGGGUAAUAGAAUAAGUAAGGCACCGUGACAGGGUUUCUUGUGAAAGGACACAAUUCAAUGGCUUUGCUUGCCCCAUGUAUCCUGAAUUUAGGGUGCAAACCGCGAAGUCACAGCCUGGACUACACUGUUUUUGUUGAGUAGCAUGUUUAUGGUGGAUAUGUCAGAGAUUUUUUCCAAGCUGGCAGUGGUCUCCUUUUUAGGCGGUAACCGUUAAAAUUUACCGCCUGUAGUACCUCGUAUUACAGCCUAAAAUCGUUUGGACUUCUUGAAAGUUCAACAAGCCAAAGGAUCGCUAGACCGGUGUAAAAAUAAUUGGAAAUACCGAGUUGAGAAGAGGCAUGGAAUGGCUAUUGAAAUGUUUUAGCGUAAUUGCUUAAUUUAGAACUUCAAGAAGAGACAAGCUAUAGCGGAUGCUGCUGUUUUGUAAACAUGGCUGUUGUAAAUUGGUCCUAAUCUCCUGGCCCCGGUUGUCCAAACAUGUAAUAACGCUAUCCACUGGAUAAAUCUCUACCCGAUGGAUAGCGCGGUACGUUUUCUUAACAGUUAUCCGCUGGAUAGUGAUUUAUCCAUUUGAUAGCGUUAUCCACUCUUUAAACAACUGGGCCCUGAUAUUUCUACAGCGAUGGGUCUCGGAGACUUGUAUCUUUUAUCAGCGGUAUGACGCAGCACUUGAAGUAAUCAAAACUGAUUCAUUCUCAGUUGUGAUUAGUUACAAUAAUUUUGACGUUUGUUUAUCAGGUGUGAUCACGUCCUUUGUGGUGGACCCUUGUCACAGUUGGCUGACCGUGGGGACGAGUGCUGGUAUGUUAGUCUGCUGGGAUCUACGAUUUCAGCUGCCGAUCACGAGUCUGUCUCAUCCAAGAGGUACUUUCUUUCUGUUUCACCCAAUUUCUUAACAUACGACGAUAGAUUUCAGAACGCAAUGUAAGGUUUUAAGUUAACAUUUACACGAUGGUUAUGAGUGCCGGAGUGCAUGCCUUUCCCCUCCCCUCUAAAGUACUUAUCACUUCACGGUAACAUUUUACCGUUUUUCCUAGAUGGAAAAGGACACAGCAAAAGUGUAUAAAUUAUACUUUCCCAUUUCUUUUUGUAAAUUUAAAGAUGAUGUAUCUCGGUUUGGGUCCCAGACAGACCUGUCUCACCCCAUCAAUAUGCUAACAACCGUAAGGGGUAGUCGCAUAGCAAGUGUGACGUUUGAUAAGGUUUUUUCAUGCUUGUAAUGCUUCUUUCUUGGUCACCAGGCGCCCGUGUUCGUCGGCUCGCCACACACCCGACCGAGCAGUCCUGGGUAGUGUCAGCCGUGCAAGGUAACAAUGAAGUGACCGUUUGGGACCUGGAGACUGGAGCGUGGAGACAAGCUCUGUGGGCAAGUCACACCCCUCCCCUCUCGCAAACACAGGUCUGUAGCUAUGCUCAAGGCUUUGAAUCUCAUCUAAGUGAUAUGUCUUGGUUGCAGUGUCCUGUGCCGUUGGACCUGAAAGGGUAUCUGUAUUCCUCAUCAGUUUUUCAUUACAUAAUACCGAAGAUAUGUGAGGUUGCUCAGAACUUCUUUUAUGUUUUUAAAACUAUGUUUUAUUAGAGAGUUUUAGAGAUGAGAAGGGGGAUAAAUCGUUUAUUAAAAUAAGUCUUGAGACUGAAUUACAUGUUUAAAAACAAUAAUGGAUAAUCUAUACACACACGAUAAAUAUAAUAAUGAAAUUUGAACUAUCCAGUGGCCUUGGUUGCAUGGUGCAUGAUAAACGAGUUCUUAAAUCUGUUAGUCUUGAUUAAUGGCAGCGAUCCACGUUUGUUGCGUUCACCGCAAACGUCAAACCGCGGUAAGCACUUUGAGGUUAGAGGUUAGAAGUUUCGAGGCUUUCAGCUUUUUAGAUCGACAUUGGCUUUUACCCAAAAUCGAAGUUCAAACGUGGACGGCAAACGGCAAACGUGACCGUUGAAGUCUGGUCACGUGACUGCUAGACGUUUGCGGUCAUGCGUAUUCAGAAACAAACGUGGAUCUAAAACUCCCUUGUUUACUACACAAAGGCUUUGAUGCCGCAUAGAGAAGGAAAUAGCGGCGGAGAAUCCUCUGAGUAAUCGCUAUUCUCGUCUGGUUUCUAGGUUUCCCCUAACGCAGUGCAUGCGCUGUAUACAAGCAGAAAGGAUGUUAGUCCGUACAUCCUGACCGCAGGCUCAGAUCGGCGGAUUCGGCUGUGGGACCUGGCCUAUCCUGAACGUUCCCAGAUGGUGGCAGGAGUUGCUACUGAUAACCUGAAUGGUGUGGUACUACAGUACAAGUAAGGACUACCUUAUCGAGUAUACUAUCGUCAAUUGUAUCUUGACGGAGUAUUUAAAGGCUGAGAACAUGGUCAAUUGACAACAAUUUCGUUAUUUUCAUUUGUCAGAUCUAGGUCAUCACAAUUGUUUCUUUGUUUAAUUUGCACUUUACUCUAAAAUAGUUUCAACUUACCUCGCGGUUUAUUCAUCCAGCGAAAUAGCGUUAUCGAGAUUUAAUUUUUUGGCAAAAUUUAAAGAUAUCUCGUUGUUUAUUAAAAGCGGCCUUGAAUUUUCCAAUAGUUUAUUGUAUUUCAGAAAACCAAUGCUAUACACGCAUCAUCUAUAUGCUUGUUUCUUUUUCUAGAUCACGUCUUAUAGACGGUACCGAUGUACUCCAGGAAGUUUACUGUAAGCCACGCCAGGGUGGCAUACAUGAUGAUCUACCUCGACGAGGACCCGACCAUCCCCCUAUGGGACAUCAUGAAUGUAUCAACGACAUCGCAGUCACUAAAUUACCCCAGAACUAUAUCAUAUCGGCUGGCAGGGAUGGCGUGCUCAAAAUAUGGAAGUAACUCACUGCUCUUAUCCCGAGGAAUUACGUUGCCUUAGAGUCAGCAAAACACUUUUAAACCGGUCGUAGAUAAUUACAUUUGAUGUUGACAGUUGUUGAGAUAUCCCCAGGGGGAACUGGUUAAUCGACAGAGACGAUCAGUCAAGUCAAGUUAAAGGAGAAACGCUAUAGUAGAGGAAAACAUCUAUAUUAUUUGUCAAAUGUUUUGAAAAUGUCCUGCUUUCUUCAGGUUUACAAAUAUGUUUUAAACCAAUUUUCAAAUGACCCUUUGAAAGCUACAAUAUAUGAUGCAAUCAUCAUUCACAGGCUUGUGGUUCAUUUUCCUUGUUUUUCUUCCGUUUGUUUGGUUACUUUUAUAUAUUUUUAAUCAGUAGUUGAUUCAGGCAAUUAUAGCGCGGUCGAUUAAAUAUCUGCUAACUGCUAUUAUGAUAGCGAAAAUAAUUGGUUUAUAAGACCCGAAGCCAGUCGGAGGGACCUUUUCUCACCCAACCUUAAAGCCUGUUUCCCCCUUCCCUCUCAUGGGGUGGGGAAUAGAAUAUGAACAGCUUCUUUCCCAGGGUCGUAGAGCAGAUUUCUACGAGGAUUGUUGGAUGCAGUAAGAAAAUCUAGAAACCCUCUCGUGCCGCGCAACAUAUGAUGCAGUCUUCAGGAUAUGUGACCAGAAGGAUGGCGUUACCUUGGCUUCUCACAGGACUAAAGCGUGGCUUUAAUCAUAUGAGAAAGCAAAGGGUACUUGGUCCUCAACUAGAACCUUUGAACUUUGUUCAGGCACAUGAUCUAAAUUGAAUACUAAAUAUUUUAUAAUUCACGUGGAAGCAAAGAUAAGCCUUUAAGCUUAUCUCAGCUCCAGUCCUGCUACAGCAUUACAAAGAAAUACAUACCGAGGUAAGCAUAAUCGAUCUUUGCAGUGGAAUUAAUAGCUUCUUCACCUUAAACGUCGACGAAUUUCCGUUCAAAAAAUUGAUUUUAACUUUUACCAACUCUAACAUAGAGGGCAACAUCUGAUUUGCUCGCCAAAGUAAUGUAGAGAUAACUUGACAGAUCGCCAUUGAAUUGCCAAAAUUUUUCUUUGAUAAAGAGAAAAUAGUUUACUUGCAAUUUGUUCGUGCUGAGAAUUUCUGAUUCAACGCGAAUUAUCGGUGAGGUGAUUCUUUUAACACAGUGUAUAUAUUCAGGCGUUUGUUGUUGUAUGGCAACUGUUAACUGCACAAAUACCUGUUGAUUUUUCAAAUUUCGAAUUCAAUUUUUUUCUCUGAUAAAAAGGACACUGAUGCAAUAUCUUCGGAACUUUUUCGGAAAUCGUCGGGACAUCUUUGGUGUUUCUUCGGAAGGUGUCGGAAUAUUUUUGGAAAUUUCACUAAGCCAGGUGCCAAGCGUUUAAUUUUUCUCUUUCAGGUGAAUCUGAUGUUAGCUCUUCCGCAUGCAAACACAAGCAUGGGGAAACAAAUACUCAACAUUUGGAACGGAAUCUUAUUUAUAAGUGUGUUCAUUGGUAAGUGGUUAUAUCGAAGCUUCUCUUCUUGUUGUUAAACUAAACUACAAAAUUAAGUCCAGCUCUGUCAGAUGCACAUCUGUGUUUUGAACAACUUGUGAUGUAGUUCAUGAGCGGGUAGAAAAGAGCCCCAAGUACUUUGUAAUUCUUAAUAGUUAUGAUAAUAAUCUUUUUUAGAGCACCUUUGACAUUUUUCCGAAGUUUGUUUGGUUAUAUUUAGCAUUUAAUGAAGAUUUGAAUUCAAAGUCCGAAGUGAUUUGGGUUUUAGCCAUCACGACGAGUUUUUGGUUUUGACAGUCCUCUCUUCUUCCAUUAUGGACGGGUUUAGUUUAUGUGCUGACAUUGCCUUGGACCCAACCCUAAGUUUUUCGUUAUGGCUUUCUGAGUCAAAAAUUGAAUGUUUGAUCACAAGUUUAAAUUCCGUUGUUGUUCAUUCGUGAGAUCUUCCUGUGUGAGGAUUAGUGUUCUUGUGAAAAUGUUUAAUCUUCCAAGAUCAUUUUUCGUACAUGCCCACUCAUGUCUACUAAUACUAUAAAUAGGAGCGAUUUCUACAGAGUCGGUUAGAGAAAGCCAAGGAGCAGACAAGUUAGAGAAGUUAAUCAGUUCUGUGAGAAGAAUUAUAUCAUAAAAGAGGGUUUAGAGAAGAACUGAAAGCACGGUUCAUGGGUCCUGGUUACGUUUCGCUGAGAGUGGUACGCUCUGUAGAUAUUUUCUCGCCUUCCACUUGCAACACUAACUUCACCCAAACGAUGCUCCUUUUUUUUCCCAAUUCAGUUGGUGACAAUGAUGCCGCAAAUUCCUGUCCCAGUCUCCCAAUCACAUAUGCUUCGGACGGCGAUAACGUUACUCUCUGCUGGCGAAUUACAGUCAACGCUAGUAGUGUGAACCGCUAUAUUAUCAAGGCACUGAAAAGGCCAAUCCAAACCAACAUGGAUGAAGUCGCCUCUGCAAAUGGGACAGGACAUUUUGAAGAGGUAUACGUUAAAUAUCAUGACGGCUUGUACCUCAACAAAGUUACCGUCUUCGCCGAUUUAUCUGCGGGAAUGUUGUACCUCAGAAUCAAAAACUACACCAGAAAGAUGGACAAUGUCUACUGUGUGUUGUACAAUAUUUCAGACGGUCCUCCUUUGGAAGCGUGUCACUCUCAAGCGCUGUUACUUCGAAAUGUUGGUGAGUUCAUCUCAUGUGUCCGGUGUAGAAAUGACUAACCACACUCAGACCAUCAGACUCAACACAUUGGACUGUUAGUCGUGAUUUUGAAACCAUGCACUUGUCACUGUAAUUACUCAGGAUCCUUAGCCCUGACUAUAGAGAUUUUGAUUCUUAAUUUUGAAUGAGUAUAGGCCUACAACAGUUUUUAAAAAAAGCAACCUGUUUAUGGAAACUAUAGACCACAGUUUUGACACCCAGACAUUCUGUAGUUUUCCCAUGGUUAAAGGAUGUCUCCGUGAUCAGUUUUUUGAGAAACGUAAUUGUGUCACGACUGAAGAUAAUUAGAUAUUUGUUUUGUAUUGCUUUGUAAUUAUGCUCUCCGCGAUGGGACCAGAGACUCGGGUCAUUUUACUGUUUUGCAGCAAGCUAUGAAGAACCAAAAGCGCGAAUUCCCCUAGCCUUCGUGUAACCGUACCCUCCCCCCCCCCCCAGGGUGAAACGGAGGCGAGGUAACCUUGGGGGGGAGGAUACGGCUACACAUAGGCUAGAAUUUCCCUACCCAAUCAUGCAACCAAAUAAAGCAGAACCAAAGCAGUCACUGAUUUCUUUCAAUUCCCAUUUGUAAACGGAUUUAUCUCUCCUGAACAUAAUCUGCAGACCACCGUGAAUCCCCAGUACAAACUACCACAACGAUGACCACAGAAACCACCUCGAAAACUACCACGGCAACCAUCACCACGGCGACUAUCACCACGGCGACUAUCACCACGGCGACUAUCACCACAGCACCCGCAACUGAAAAUACAGAAAUCACAGAGGUGACAACUGAAGGUGGGUACUCGUGGAUUAGUGUUUGUUAGUUUGUGGUUUCGCAUGAAGCAUGCGCAUUUAGAUUAGCUCAGGAGUUAAGAUGCUCAUGUAUUUACGUAAAUUGUAUCACUCCAAGCGUGGCGUAUAACCCUACCUCACCCCUUACCCCCACCCCCUUAGCAGUUUUGUUAGUCAAUGGGAACUUUUUUCUCUCUUUCCCCCUUCCCAACCCCCCCCCCCCCUCCCUUCUUCUCCCUUCACCCUACAAUCCCUUGCAUUCUGCUUUCGCUCGCACUUCAGACGAAGAUAGAGUUGAAAGACGUUUUACUAAGAAGAUGAGGGGGCAGGGGGGUAGGGGGGAGGAGGAGGGAGAAAUUGUCAGGUAGCUGAGUUCUAUUCUUUUCUUUUCAGGUUCACCUACUGUCCAGCCUUACAGAACGGCUUUGAUAAUCAUGAGCUGUUUGUUUGCUAUUGCUCUCAUUCUUGCCAUUUUUGGUUUCGUUUUGUGUUGCUGUGCAAGAAAAUCCCAUCAAGCCAACUUAAAAUCCGACAUCCUCGAAGAAACUGAGUCCCUUUAGCUGCAAAUUGAUUCUUUUUUGUUCUUUAAGCUGCAGUAGGUUAAAUGAAAUUUAGAGCUACGGAAGAGAGAAACAAGUAUUAGAUCCUGAGACUUACAGAAAUAUUUAUCUCAUGAGCUCUUUGGUCAGACAAUGCGGCAAAUUCUUAUUCUACAACUUUGUAUAUCGCCUUAGCGGAAAAAAAUCAGCUUCAAGAUUCAGGGUGGACGCUUAAAAUGUGCAUUUCAUUGAGACUAACUUGGUUUAGAACUGGUUGUUGCGGUUUGUCGCGGUUUGUUCAAUGUUUAAACAUUGACCUCCAAUUUGCGCCAAAGUAUGUUCGAAUAUUGGUCUGCAGACUUCAUCUCUUCUGAGGAGCCGGCAGUUUUCCGAGAGCGAAGCUUGAGGAAACACGAACUUCAAGAAACAGAUGAUGUCCACGGACAAAUAUACGAGCAUAUUUGCGAGCCAAAUGGAGGCUGAACGGUGUUUAUCAUCCUUCAUAUGUUUCUGCUGCGCGCAAGACAGAAUGUGACAAAUGACUCACCGUCAAAACUUUUACAGCGAACGAUUUGUUUCUUCAGUUUCCUUGCUUUUGAACAAAACGAAGAAGUUUAUUGUAUUGAGCAUCAAGUUUAACAAUUUUGCCAUAUCAUCAAUUAAAGUCUUAAAUAUUGAGUUAGGUUUUUUCUUAUGAGUUAUCACGGAUUUCUCAUUUCUUUUGUUUUUAUCUUGUAACCAUCAAUUCAACUGCCCCUGUAUCUACACGUAUGUAACUAGCUGUAAGCUGCAUAAACUAUGGUAUAGUAUGUAGUGGUUAAUGAUUUAGGAAUGUUUUAUUCUGUGUUUUCCUAUUCUAACGAAAUCGUAGAUAGUAUAUAGUUGUACCAGGGCCAAUUAUGAUCAGCUAGGUCAGGUUAUACACAUAAAUUUGCCAUUUAUUUCUAACUCUCAAGGAAAGUUACCCGCUCAAUAAACGUGGCCCUCUUUAGUCACGUACAGGGAUAUUUUUCGUGAUUGGAUGAAUUUCUUUAUUGACGUGAUCAGUCAAUGAUCGAAAGGCUUCUCGUGAACCGUGAAGAACUUGAAUCAGUAACCGAUAUUUGUGAUUUUACCACCUGAUACCGUCAUUAUUCCACGAGAAUUGAAGCACGAUUCCAUCGAAGAUCAGUUUAGGAAGAUCAGUGGACUGUGACGCCAUGAACACAAUCGUGAGCUAUUGGCAACGGAAGAGUCUGCAAUUUAGGAUGCGGAUUUCGUAACAUCUGUUCGACAACUUUUCAGAAAGGC
Molecule: messenger RNA, 25665 nt
Organism: Pocillopora meandrina
Lineage: Eukaryota; Metazoa; Cnidaria; Anthozoa; Scleractinia; Pocilloporidae
Source: the annotation of a GenBank genome assembly